Molecule: messenger RNA, 920 nt
Organism: Capsella rubella
Lineage: Eukaryota; Viridiplantae; Streptophyta; Magnoliopsida; Brassicales; Brassicaceae
Product: major pollen allergen Lol p 11
Exons: 2
Coding region: 148-663 (171 amino acids)
Source: RefSeq, a predicted model, not a curated record
CGCUUUUCAUCUUCUUGGCUCUUUUUUGCCUAGAUUCGCUCCACUCUUAAAUUUCUCUCACUAUCUUCUUCAUUUGCUUCCUUCCUUCUCUCACCCCAACAAAUCCAUUGCUCUCUCUCUCUCUCUCUCUCUCUCUCUCUCACGAAAAUGGCGAAACUGGUGAUGUUGUUGGUUCUUUGUAUUUUGCCGGCGAUUGCCAUGGCGGCAAGGAGGGGAAGAAUUGGUAAGAAUACAAUGGUGGUUCAAGGUCGCACUUACUGUGACACUUGCAAGUUCGGCUUCGAGACUCCUGAAUCCUCCUACUUCAUCCCCGGUGCGACUGUGAAGCUUGUGUGCAAACACAGACAGACAAUGGAGGAGACUUACUCAGACGAAGCUGUAUCAGACAAACAAGGAUACUACAAGUUCAUUGUCCACGAAGAUCACAAAGACGAGAUGUGCGACGUUAUGCUUGUCAAAAGCUCUGACAAAACCUGCGGCAAAAUCUCCGUCGGACGCGAGCAGUCCCGCGUGAUCUUGAACCAUUACAGUGGCAUCGCCUCGCAGAUCAGGCAUGCUAACAACAUGGGAUUCGAGAAAGAAGUCAGUGAUGUCUUCUGCUCUGCACUCUUCCAGAAGUACAUGGUUGAUGAAGACGAGGAUGAUAUUAAAAGCCAUCUCUGAAUAAUAACUCUCUCUCUAUAAUUUAAUCUUUUAUGAUUUGCUGUUUUCAUCAUUUAAUGAGUUGAGAGUUUCGGGUAACGAAGGAGAGAUAUAUUUGUAUUUGUUUGAUUUUACUUAUUUGGUCUUAGAAGAAGAUGAUGAUGACUCUGGUGAUCGGAGACACUCUGUUUGUGUAAGCGUCUUCUUAUAUGUUGAUGUGUCAUUUCCUUGCUCUGGAAAUGUCUUUUAUUAUUAAAAAUACUCUUCAUUCUUCGUCC